UUUUAAGGAGUUAGGUAUUCUCUUUUUUGUUUUCCCCCAAAAGAGCGAGCGUCGUCGGAAGACUCGGAACCGCCACCUCCUCCUUCUUCGUCCACGCACGCGCCGGCAUCUCCUCCUCCUCCUCCUUCUUCCUUUAUUUUUCUUCUCCUCUUAUUUCCUCUUCUCCUCCCAACACCAGCACGAGCACCAGCAACAGAAACUUCUCCUCCCCUUCCAGCCCUCUCCCAGUCGCAGCUGCUUCUUCCCAGCAGCUUCUUUCUCUUUUUCCAAGCAAAAAACAGCAGCAGCCCCCUUUUCUUCCUUUUUCUUCAGCCAACGGCAACAGUUCCUGCCUCUUCUUCCCAGCAGCUUCUAUUCACCGCCGCUGGCUGGCUGAGCCAAGGGAGAGAGCCACCGGCCCUCUUUUUGCCCUAACUAAGAAGGAUAAUAGGUUUAUCUCCAUUUUCGAACCUCUUGGCAUCGGUCUUUGUAUCAACAAAACAACUCCAUUGUAUGUCGGCCGGUAAUGGUGCCAGCCUUUUCUGGGUGGUCGGUGCCUCAGAGCAGCUUUCCGGUUAGCUUUCUUUAUGCCAGUUGAAGAGCUAGAUAGUUCAAGUCCCCUGAAUCAGGGUCAUAGACAUGAAACGAAGGGCCUAUGGCUGAAGAGCAUCUAGCAACAUCAAUAGGGGAACUGACUCUUGAAAAAGUUGUUGUUUCAUCCAUUGGAUUUGAAGAAAAUGUUCAAAUCGAGCAUGCGUCUGAUGACUGUUGGUUUGAUGAUGAACCUCCUGUUGAGACUUCAGAUGCCGAGUUAAUCAGAGAGCAGAAGUGGCGCCAUGACCAUUUUUAUACAAUGGGUUAUCGAGAUGGUAUAUCUGCAGGCAAAGAGGCUUCUGCCCAAGAAGGCUUCAAUGUGGGCUUCAAGCAAUCCGCACAUGAUGGUUAUAAAUGGGGCAAUGUUAGGGGCAUUGCAAGUGCAUUUGCUAGUCUUCCCGAUGAUUCAAAGAAGAAAUUGUUGAAGAAAUUUGACGAUAAAGAAAAUUUUCACAGUUUAUACGAGUCGGUGCAAGCAAUUUCCACCGACAAUGCUCUGAAAAUAUAUUAUGUCCAUCUCUUGCAAAAUGAUAAGCAAUUCAAAGAACAACUGAAAGGGAAUCCUCAAGAAUCAGCAUCAGCAUCAGCAGCAGCAGGUAAAGAAUCAAACUCUAAUGAGUUAAACUUCCUUCUUGAGGUUCUUACAUCACUCGUUCACGAAUCUUCAAGAAUCAAGUCGAGUAUUGUGGAAAAGAGUGGAUUUGAUAACAAGUAGCAUUGUUUAUGCAAAUUCAGCACUAUGAUUUGAUACUAUAAUUAGAUAUUUGGAGUUUGAGUGAACACUUGAUAAGUUAAGUUGUGGGAUCUGAUCAAUUGAUUUAGCUUGUAAAACCAAAUUGUGGUAAUGGGAAUCAAAAUUUUGAUUGGGUUAGAUUGUAGCGGGAUGUAAUUUGAUUGAUCAUUUAGUUUAUU
Zingiber officinale is the source of this 1485-nucleotide messenger RNA. RefSeq names its product putative tRNA 2'-phosphotransferase. NCBI's taxonomy places the organism in Eukaryota, Viridiplantae, Streptophyta, Magnoliopsida, Zingiberales, Zingiberaceae. Bases 635 to 1288 code for a protein of 217 amino acids. The record is from RefSeq and is a predicted model, not a curated record. The transcript is spliced from 7 exons.